UGCCUUCUUUGACCCGUUGGUUAUAUCUUUCUUCCUGCUUCCCAAUUCACACACUUUCCCUUCAGAGUUAACUCGUCUUCUUCCUCUCUAUCCUUUCUUCUCUGAGCCCUUCGAUUUUGGCUCUGUUUUUUCAAACCUUCUGUUCACGUCCUUUUCUCCAAUUCAGCUGCUCUUUUCUGCCUUCCCUUCUGGGCAGAGCGAUGCUUCCACGCUAUUUCGAGAGCUCUGCAAGUUUCUUUGGUUCUCCUGAGCUUGAUUCCUAUAUAAUUCAGAGAAACUGAUCGUUUUAGUUCGUGUUGGAUUGCGUUUCUGUUCGUUAAUUUCUUUGAAAUGUGUGUCAGGAUGUGUUCUUGAGGGGACUAUAGUAUGGAUUUUAUAACCUCCAACGGAUCCCAACUGAAGUGAGGUAUCUGGGUUGUUUCUUCUCGGCUCGUGUUUGAGAUCGUGGUUGAAGAUGGUUCUGAGUAGCCGAAUUUUCUGUGCUCAUUUUAUUAUUAUUAAUUCCUUGUUGCUGCUUAGUUGUCACAUGGUCUUUGGGACUCCGACUGACAUCUUCUGCUUGAAAAGUAUAAAAGAUUCUCUUCAAGACCCAUAUGGUUAUUUGAAGUCUUCCUGGGAUUUCAACAACAACACAGAAGGAUUUAUCUGUAAAUUUACUGGGGUCGAAUGUUGGCACCCUGAUGAGAACAAAGUCUUAAAUCUAAAGUUGUCAAACAUGGGACUCAAGGGCCAGUUUCCUCGUGCCAUUCGAAAUUGCUCGAGCUUAACAGGAUUGGACCUGUCAAUUAACAAACUUUCUGGAACAAUCCCAUCAGAUAUCAAUGUUCUCCUUGAAUAUGUGACAAAUCUUGAUCUAUCUUCAAAUGACUUUUCUGGGACGAUCCCUGUGAAUCUUGCAAAUUGUUCUUAUCUUAAUAUUCUUAAACUGGAUCAAAAUCGGCUCAGCGGGACGAUUCCUGGACAAUUCAGCACGCUUACAAGGCUCAAGACAUUUAGUGUCUCAAGCAAUCUUUUGACGGGGCCAAUUCCAAACCUUAAGCAGCAAGUCUCAGCUGAUAGCUAUUCAAAUAAUCCUGGACUAUGUGGUCCCCCUUUGCCAGUUUGCCAGGCCCCAUCCUCCAAGAGUAACUCUGCAGUUAUAGCCGGAGCAGCUGUUGGUGGGGUGACGGUUGGAGCAUUAGUAAUAGGUAUUGGAUUGUUCUUCUUUGUCAGACGAGUAUCUGUGAUUAAGAAGGAAGAAGACCCUGAAGGCAACAAAUGGGCAAGAAGUCUGAAGGGAACUAAAGGAAUAAAGGUUUCAAUGUUUGAGAAGUCAGUUUCAAAAAUGAAAUUGAGUGAUCUCAUGAAGGCUACUAACAACUUCAGCAACGUCAAUAUUAUCGGGUCUGGAAGAACAGGAACCAUGUACAAAGCUGUCCUUGAUGAUGGCACAUCGCUCAUGGUUAAGAGAUUGCAGGAAUCUCAACACUCCGAGAAAGAAUUUCUUUCUGAGAUGUCUACCCUUGGGGCUGUCAGACAUCGUAACUUGGUUCCUCUUUUAGGUUUUUGCCUUGCCAAGAAGGAGAGGCUUUUGGUCUAUAGUUUUAUGUCAAAAGGCACUCUUCAUGAUCAGCUACAUCCUGCUGAAGGUCAGAGCACCCUAGAAUGGCCUAUAAGGCUUAAAAUUGCUAUUGGAGCAGCUAAAGGAUUAGCAUGGCUCCAUCAUAGCUGCAAUCCCCGUAUCCUUCAUCGUAACAUAAGCUCCAAGAGUAUCUUAUUGGAUAGCGAUUUUGAGCCCAAAAUUUCUAGUUUUGGCCUUGCUAGACUGAUGAACCCAAUUGAUACACAUCUGAGUACUUUUGUUAAUGGGGAGUUUGGGGAUUUAGGUUAUGUUGCUCCUGAGUAUACAAGAACGCUGGUGGCUACAACUAAGGGGGAUGUUUAUAGCUUUGGGGUUGUUCUUCUUGAGUUGGUGACAGGUGAAAGACCCACUCAUAUGGCUAAAGCUCCAGAAACAUUCAAGGGAAGUUUGGUUGAAUGGAUUACCGAACUCUCAAGCAGCUCUGAACUGCAAACUGCCAUUGAUGAAUCAUUAGUUGGGAACGGAUGUGAUCAUGAGCUUUUCCAAUUUCUUAAGGUUGCAUGCAACUGUGUUUCAUUAAAUCCAAAGGAAAGGCCGACUUUGUUUGAAGUAUACCAGUUUCUGAGAGCCAUUGGUAGCAGGUACAAUUUCACAACUGAGGAUGAGAUAUUGGUACCUACAGAUAUUGGUGAUGCUGGAAAUCUAGACGAACUUAUUGUGGCUCGAGAAGAGAAUAAUUGAAAAGGCAGGUGAGAUAUAUACACACAUAUUUAAUGUAGGUCUAAUUUUAUCAAUUUUCGUAUGUAACUCUCUCUUGCUUUGCAGUCCAAGAAUAAGCCUUAGUGUAAUAUAUUUCUUGGUGAUCUAAAUCCAGUUGUGUGAAAUCAAUAUUGAAAAGACAGUAUUGUAUCAUCUUAUGAACGAUCAGCAUAUAUAGGUGAGUUACUUUAGUUCGCUGUUUAAUGUAUUUGAUUUCCUUCUCCUCUCCCCUGUAAUGCUGAUGUGUAUAGCAGAAAUCUCCUUUUGGCAUUAAGGAUCUGUUUUUAGAUUUAGUAGUUUAUGAAUCAUUGAUUUGA
This is a messenger RNA of Neltuma alba, 2637 nucleotides long. Its product is annotated as probably inactive leucine-rich repeat receptor-like protein kinase At5g48380. Bases 455 to 2302 code for a protein of 615 amino acids. Lineage: Eukaryota; Viridiplantae; Streptophyta; Magnoliopsida; Fabales; Fabaceae. The record is from RefSeq and is a predicted model, not a curated record. Gene Ontology annotation, biological process: protein phosphorylation. Gene Ontology annotation, molecular function: protein binding; ATP binding; protein kinase activity. The transcript has 3 exons.